Messenger RNA from Sclerotinia sclerotiorum 1980 UF-70, 1044 nucleotides. RefSeq lists its product as hypothetical. The transcript has 2 exons. Gene Ontology annotation, biological process: protein deneddylation. NCBI's taxonomy places the organism in Eukaryota, Fungi, Ascomycota, Leotiomycetes, Helotiales, Sclerotiniaceae. Bases 1 to 1044 code for a protein of 347 amino acids. Gene Ontology annotation, cellular component: cytoplasm; COP9 signalosome. The record is from RefSeq and is a predicted model, not a curated record. Gene Ontology annotation, molecular function: deNEDDylase activity; protein binding; metallopeptidase activity.
AUGGAUACUGCUUUCAAGACUUGGGAGCUUGACAACAACGUCCAGCUCGUGGAUCCCAACCGCGACGCCCUCUACACCUACGACCCCAAAGAACAAAGAGCCAUCCAAGAUGCCAAACCAUGGAAGACCGACCCUCACCACUUCAAAAAUGUCCGGAUAUCCGCUGUCGCUCUUCUGAAAAUGGUUAUGCACGCCCGCUCUGGAGGUUCUAUCGAAGUUAUGGGCUUAAUGCAGGGAAAGAUUGCGGGCGAUACUAUCAUCGUCACAGAUGCAUUCCGCCUGCCUGUCGAAGGGACGGAAACUAGGGUGAAUGCUCAAGACGAAGCGAAUACAUAUAUGGUGGAGUACCUACAACACUGUAGAGAUCAGGGCAAGUUGGAGAAUGCUGUAGGCUGGUAUCAUAGUCACCCAGGCUAUGGUUGUUGGUUGAGUGGCAUUGAUGUCGGGACGCAAGCGACGCAACAGAUGUUUUCGGACCCUUUCCUUGCUGUGGUUAUUGAUCCUGAUCGCACUAUCUCUGCUGGGAAAGUCGAGAUCGGGGCAUUCAGAACCUAUCCUGAUAAUUACAAGCCUGUGGAUGCAGGGUCUGGAGAUGGAUAUCAAACGAUUCCACUUGCAAAGAUUGAAGAUUUUGGUGCACACAGCAGCCGAUAUUACUCUUUGGAGGUCUCACAUUUCAAGAGUUCAUUAGACACGCAUCUUUUGGAGUUAUUAUGGAACAAAUAUUGGGUUCAGACAUUGAGUCAAAGUCCUUUAUUCACCAACCGCGAAUACAGCAGCAAACAGAUGCUCGACUUGAGCUCCAAGAUUCGACAAGCUAGUUCUGGUAUUAUCCGUGGUGGGAGAACACCUGCUGGAUCAUCGUUAAGCAAAGGGAUGGAUCAACAACUAAUGAAGGUAGUCAAGGAUAGUAGCAAGAUUGCCGGUGAAGAGAUGACGGGUUUGAAGGCUGGCGAAGUCAAGGCACAGCUGUUCAAUGGGUUAGGCGAGGCACCGAAGGCCACAGCUGCUCCACUUGCUCCGGCGGUGACGGCCGCAGAAUGA